Paramormyrops kingsleyae is the source of this 2595-nucleotide messenger RNA. The record is from RefSeq and is a predicted model, not a curated record. Lineage: Eukaryota; Metazoa; Chordata; Actinopteri; Osteoglossiformes; Mormyridae.
GAAUUGGUUCUCUUGGGAAGUAUAAGACUUGGACAAGGAUGUUAAAAGAAGUAGUUAUUAAAAUGAGUUUCUAAACAUUUCAUAACACAUUAAAAAAAUAUAACAGCAUUUUAACCCAUUCAGUAAAUUACAUGUUAAACUGCUCCACCAGAGAAACUAAAGUGUUGACUUAUCAUGAACAAUAACUUCCAUGACUUAGUGACGGCUCUGCUGAGUCUCAGUUCCUGUUGUGCGGUGUGACAGUGACAGACAGAAGUGGCCAGGAUCUACAAAAGUGCCCGGUCCAGACAGCCCAAGAACCUGUAAACAAGGACCAGGUUCGGGAACUUCGGUGUGAAAGCGCCUAAUAAGAGUCGGUCUAUACAUGGGAACUAUAAUCAUCUAAGCGAUGGCUGACCAUUCCAAUGAGGAGACCCAGACCUCGCUCCCCGACCUCUUGGAGUACCUGGAGAUGCUCAGUGAUGAAGAGUUAAAGAAGUUUAAAUGGAAACUGAGUCGCACAAAGUAUAAAGAGUUAAAGCCCCUUCCCAGGGGUCAGGUGAAGGACUUGGAUAGAACAGACCUCGCCGACAUGAUGAUAAGUUCCUACAGUGAACGUGAUGCUCUCAAUGUCAUGCUUGAAAUCCUGACGAAUAUGAACCUGAAUGAUCUUGCUCAGAGACUGAAUGAAGACCUGCAGGAGGACACUAUCAGUUCAGAAAGACCAAAGCCCUCCGGUGCCCAGGGAGGAAAAGGAGGGAGAGGAGAGGAGGAAGAACGGAAAAAAGACAGAGAGGAACUCAUGCACAGAAUCAAAUGUACCCUGAAGCAGAACUGUGAGUGUGUAUUUGAAGGGAAAGCUAAGGAAGGACAGCCAACACUUCUCAGUGAGAUUUACACAGAACUCUAUAUAACUGAAGGUGGGACUGGAGGAGUCAAUGAUGAACAUGAAGUGAGACAGAUUGAAACAGCAUCCAAGAAAAGGCGAACAGAAGAUACUACAGUCAAGUGCAAUGAUAUAUUUAAACCCUUAUAUGGGCGUAAGACACCUAUCAGAACUGUACUCACUAAAGGGGUGGCAGGUAUCGGGAAAACAGUCUCUGUGCAGAAAUUUAUUCUCGACUGGGCAGAAGGAAAAACAAACCAGGACAUUCACUUCAUAUUUGCUCUUCCUUUCCGGGACCUGAAUUUGAUUAAGGAUGAAUACAGUCUGAUUGAUCUGCUUCACCGCUUUGUCCCAGAACUGAAAUCACUUGAAUACACUGAGCUGUUUAGGUACAAAGUCUUGUUCAUCUUUGAUGGUCUGGAUGAGUGUCGCCUUCCUCUAGAUUUUGAGAAGAAUGAGAGCUGGUCUGAUGUAACAAUGAAAAUGUCAUUGGAUGUGCUGUUGACUAACCUCAUUAAAGGGAAUCUGCUCCCAUUCACUCUCCUCUGGAUAACCUCCCGGCCAGCAGCAACCAAUCAGAUACCUCCUAAGUGUGUCCACCGGGUGACAGAGAUACAAGGGUUUAAUGAUGCCCAAAAGGAGGAGUAUUUCCGGAGGAGAUUUAGUGAUGAGAACCUGACCAGCAGGAUUAUCACACAUGUGAAAUUAUCAAGGAGCCUCUUCAUCAUGUGCCACAUACCUGUGUUCUGCUGGAUUUCAGCAACUGUCCUUGAGAAGCUUUUUAGUGAGAAUGACAGGGAGGAAAUUCCAAGGACUCUGACUGAAAUGUACACACAUUUCCUGAUCUUUCAGACAAGUUUAAAAAAAGACAAGUAUAUGAAAAACUAUGAAAUCAAGCUUAAUUUAUACAGCAAGGAAUUCCUUUUAAAACUUGGUAAACUGGCUUUUGACAACCUUGAGAAAGGCAAUCUCAUAUUUUAUAAACAAGAUCUGACAGAGAAUGACAUUGAUGUCACUGAAGCUUCAGUUUACUCUGGAGUGUGCACAGAAGUCUUUAAAGAGGAAUAUGGAUUGUAUCAGGAUAAGGUGUACUGUUUUGUACAUCUGAGCAUCCAGGAAUAUCUCGCUGCUUUGUAUGUGUUUCUGUCAAACUCAUCAGCUGACUUGAUGAAGACUGCAGUGGAUCAGGCAUUAAAGAGCAAGAAUGGACACUUGGACCUCUACCUCCGCUUCCUCCUGGGCCUCUCAACAGACUCCAGUAAGACUCUGAUACAAAGGCUACUGGGACAGACAAGAACCAGCUCACAUAACAUUGGGGAAACAGCCCAAUACAUCAAGGGGAAAAUACAAGAGAAUAUAUCUACAGAAAGGACCAUCAACCUGUUCCACUGUCUGGUUGAACUGGGUGACAAUUUUCUAGUAAAUGAUGUAGAAAGAUACCUGAAUUCAGGAAACCUUUCAGCAGAACGCCUCUCACCUGCACAGUUCUCAUAUCUGGCCUUUGUGAUGCUGAUGUCAGAUGAGGAGCUGGAUGUAUUUGAUCUGAAGAAAUACAUCAGACCAGAUAAAGAGCACUGGAGGCUGCUGCCUGUGGUCAAGAAUUCCAGGACGGCUCUGUAAGUGACGGGGGGAUGGGAAAUCAUGUCUGGUCUGGCAGUAAUACAUUAAUAUUGUAUUAAAUAUAUCUAAUUUAUUUCUCCUCUUGGAUUAAUAACUGGGGUGAUUGUUUG